Molecule: messenger RNA, 1007 nt
Organism: Magnolia sinica
Lineage: Eukaryota; Viridiplantae; Streptophyta; Magnoliopsida; Magnoliales; Magnoliaceae
Product: CBS domain-containing protein CBSX3, mitochondrial
Exons: 6
Coding region: 152-769 (205 amino acids)
Source: RefSeq, a predicted model, not a curated record
UUUCUCACGCGAGCGAGCAGAUAGCAACAUGUCUUUAUAAAUAGUUGAACGGUGUUGAUAAGAAGGGAAGCGCGCAGGCGGCGUUUGGCGAUCGGCUGCAUUCCCAUUUCUUCCCUCGUAUUGUAUUCUGGUACAUCUGCUAUCAGGCAAAAUGCGAGGUGCAAUUCAAGCAAUCCGAUCGCAUGGAAACAUUCUUAGGCAGGCAGUUCUACAACGUGUUCGUAUUUUGGACCCAGUCAUGCGGCCUGCUAUAUUUUCGCGUUUUGAGUCAGUUUCCUCUGCUCGCUUGGAAGAGCAUGGAUUUGAAAGUACCACAAUCUCUGACAUUCUGAAGGGCAAAGGUAAAAGUGCUGAUGGGUCUUGGCUUUGGUGCACAACAGACGACAGUGUUUAUGAUGCUGUGAAGUCGAUGACUCAACAUAAUGUUGGUGCUUUGGUGGUGGUAAAACCUGGAGAGCAAAAGUCAAUUGCUGGAAUUAUUACCGAGAGAGACUAUCUCAGGAAGAUCAUUGUGCAGGGAAGAUCUUCUAAGUCGACAAAAGUUGGGGACAUUAUGACUGAGGAGAACAGGCUCAUCACAGUGACACCUGACACCAAGGUUCUCCGGGCAAUGCAGCUGAUGACAGAUAACCGCAUCAGGCACAUUCCGGUGAUUGAUGACAAGGAAAUGAUUGGCAUGGUAUCCAUUGGAGAUGUCGUUCGAGCUGUAGUGAGUGAGCACCGGGAGGAGCUGGACCGCCUGAAUGCCUAUAUACAGGGGGGUUACUAGGCAUUUGGACGUGUUGAUGCUGCUGAUGAUGACAAGCUGAUGUUGAAGCAGAGACUUUCAAGUGGGUUUUACGAGGAAUGGUUGUACAUAUUUGUGUUGUGUUUCUCACCGUACUUCCCAAGUCUUUUGAGUUGUCUGUCCGCUGGUUGUGAAUAAGAUGUGUUGUCACAAUAAUAUAAAGACUAGACAAUCAUCCACGCUUGCUAGCUAAGAUGAAGCACUAGCUAUUAGUCUCUCA